Molecule: messenger RNA, 2202 nt
Organism: Theileria annulata
Lineage: Eukaryota; Apicomplexa; Aconoidasida; Piroplasmida; Theileriidae
Exons: 9
Coding region: 1-2202 (733 amino acids)
Biological process (GO): cytoplasmic stress granule assembly
Cellular component (GO): cytoplasmic stress granule
Molecular function (GO): RNA binding
Source: RefSeq, a predicted model, not a curated record
AUGAAUACCGUUGUUUCAUCAGGCAAUUCUAAUUCGUAUAAGCAUGACAAAAAGUCAACAUUCCUUUAUAAGCUAAACGAGGAGAGAUGGGCCUUCAUCAUGUCCUGCUUGAUUGACAAGGAAGUCGUUGUUAGCCUUGAAAAUGGAUCCGAAAUUAGAGGAACAUUCAAUUCAUUUGAUCCAGGAAGUAGGGGCACGAACAGAGCAGUUGACAUUGCCUUAAACCCAAACCCUGCUGCAACGAAUGAAAAUACACGUAAUAAGCCAACCAUCGUCUACGGAAACGAGUACCAUUUUUUCUCCUCCCACCAAAUUAGCAGAAAUUUAUUCAAGCACAAGGAACACAGACCAAAUUCCUCAAGAAAGUCAUCAUACGGAAAGUUUAAGACAGAUUCGGAAAUAUCAUCCACCAAACCAAAUAAAGUUAACUCAGUAUUGACAGAGUGGAGAUCAUCAGAAUCCGUCAACGAAUCACAACUUGUUGAACUCGAUAAAACACAAACUGAAGAAUGGGACCAAUUCGAGACCAACAAUAAAGAAUACGGAGUUGUAUCAACGUUUGAUGAAAAUCUAUAUACAACAUCACUCAACUUAAGCGAGAUCCCAGAUAGCGUAAGGGAGAAAGCGGACCAAAUUGCAACUGAAAUUGAGAACAAUCCUGAAACUAAUUUUGCACAGAUUGAGUCAACUUUAGAAGACGAGGAUGUCACAAAUAACGAAGUUCGCCCACCAGUAAAGCCUCAAAAGGAACCGAAGAAAAGAGAGAAAAAUCAUACCUCAAGAUCAAGGUCUAAAAACUUAUCACAUGAAGUUACACAUGAAAAGACGGCUGAAUUCCACGCUCACGAAACAGAUAAACCCGAAGUGGAGAGGCAACAAUUAUCAAGACCGAGACACGAUAAACACUUUUCACACCAAAUUGGGGUUAAUGCUCUAAACAUCGAACCAGCUCAUCCAAAAACUGAAGGAUUGGGACCAUUUACUGACAGAAAGCAGAAACAUUCAGUAGAACCUGAAAAGCAAACUAAGAGUAUGGAAAAAAAUAAUGAGCGUCAAGAAAGAUUUGAAAAGGUCGAAAGAAGAGAAAAGUCCAUUGAAAGGGUGGAAAAAUUAGAAAGGCAAGAAAAAAUGGAAAAGGCUGAAAAACCAGAGAGACCCGAAAAAUUAGAGAAGGUAGAUAAGCCAGAACCUCCCACUGAAAAGCCAGAACAGGUAGUAGAGAACCUCGAAAAGGUGGAAAAGGUAGAAAAGUCAGAAAAACCUGAAAAGUCGGAAAAACCUGAUAAACCCGUUGAAUGGGCAGAAAAGUUUGAUAAAACUGAAAAGGUAGAAAGGCAGGAAAGGUUUGAAAGACAUGAAAAGAAAGAAACCCACGAAAGGGGUGAUUUAUCACCAUCCUUUAGAAGAAAUGAAGAAAGGACUAUUGUGGAUUCAGAAUCAACGAAACAUACAAAACAACAAACACAAUAUCAAUCUCCAAAACAGUCAAUUAAGAUGGAUUCAGAACAACAGAAGAAGUCAUUUAAGUUCAAUCCCAAUGCAUCCAGUUUUACCCCAGGCGUUACUACGGAAAAACCAGCACCUACACGCGAUCAUGAGUUCCAAACCGGAACAGUUACCCCAAAAGUAACUAUGCCGAGAAGAUCAGAAUUCAGACCUUUCAAACAAUUGGCAAGAUUCCCGAGGCUAGAUCUUAGAGAAUUCAGAGCUUCUAACAGCUCCAGGUUUACUGAUCCAGGAUACGAAGAAAGAUGGACAGGAAGCGGAAGUGUAAGUUACAGGGAUAUUUUGGGUGACCUUAAUCCUCUUCAUCUCCAAACUCUUCAAAUGAGACCACCACACCACAUGAUUACGCACCCGCAAAUGCCACCUGUAAUAUUUCCAAUGGGACCACAACUCGCUUAUCCACCUUACACAAUGGGAUCACUACCAGUUGGAAUGGUUCACUACGGUCCACAGAUCCAUCCGAGGUUGUAUAACGGUGUUCAGUACGCCCCUGUAAUACCAAACCACGUCAUGACUAGGAGAAAUCACAUGCCCUCAAACCAACACUAUCCUCCUAUGAACAUGAACAUGCUUUACAAACAAUCUCAGCCACAGUCAAUCCCCAAGGACCAUUACAUGAAGUCUCGUAGCAAUGAUAACUUUGAUGAUAAGCAUAAAGGUUACGGAAAUAACUCUAAGCAGAUCACAAAAAGGUGA